This is a messenger RNA of Eurytemora carolleeae, 929 nucleotides long. RefSeq names its product transcription initiation factor TFIID subunit 12. The record is from RefSeq and is a predicted model, not a curated record. The transcript has 2 exons. Lineage: Eukaryota; Metazoa; Arthropoda; Copepoda; Calanoida; Temoridae. The coding region runs from base 20 to 769 and encodes 249 amino acids.
GGUUCCUAAACAGAGAAGUAUGGUUGGGUUCAAGCUUUGUUUUCUCUUGUUACUUGGUUUAGUGCAGGCUAGAUAUCAGUACGAUGAUCAAUUUAUAUUAUUCCAAGAGGAAAAUCCUGAAACCGAUAUUACUACUAUUCCUACAAUAACCCCCUCUCCUCCUCCUUCUACUACUACUACUACUACUACUACUACCACAACUGCAACAACUCCUACAACUUCAACUACUACAAAUGCGACGACAACUACUUCUACUACAACUAUAACAACUAUCUUCACUGCAACAACUCCUACAACUACAACUACUACAAAUAUGCCAACAACUACCAUUUCAACUACAUCUACAACUACUAUUCCAACAACAACUCCUUUUGAAAGCAACGGAUGUAAAUGUCGAUGGGUACCUAUGACCACUACCACCACUACGACAUCAACAACAACCACAACCACCACAACAACAACAACAACAACAACAACAACAACAACAACUACAACUACAACUACAACAAUUGUUGAAGAACCUAAACCUGAGUUUUUUCUAAAAGAUGCUGUAUCAUAUAAAGAAGAAGGUGGUGUAUCAUAUACAGAAGAAGAUGUUGAAUCAUAUACAGACAAUGAUGAAGAGUAUGAGUUAGUGUGUGACUGUACUUGGUUCAGGGCUCAGUUUGGAUACGGUAUCUUGGCAGGUCUUGGAGUUGCUCUUCUAGCCGCAGCCUUAAUUUACAUCUUUCCAUUUAUGAAGAUGUUUCUAAAAAGAAAACCGGCAUAGAGCACAAUUGACAGAAGCAUAGAUUCUUUUUGUUCUACUUCUCUAUAAUUAUAUUAUUCUAAGUAAUCUAAAAUCUAUAAUCUACACUGUUCUAAGAAACCUUUUGUUUGUAACAUUGAACCUACUGGCGUUUAUAUCAAUAAAAUACAGACGAAUUUUC